ACGUGGGCCGGAAGUUCUCUCAUUGUUGUUGCAGAAGGAGCGAACUAGGAAAGCCGCCAUCACUUUCUCGUAGUUUCUCUCAAAAUAGCAUUAUAUAUAAACUUUAGGUUAACUGGACUGGUGACGGUGUCCUACAAUGAUUAUCCCUGUCCGGUGCUUCACGUGUGGGAAGAUCGUGGGUAACAAGUGGGAGGCAUACCUCGGCCUACUCCAAGCCGAGUAUACUGAAGGUGAUGCCCUUGAUGCCCUGGGCUUGAAGAGAUACUGUUGUCGGAGGAUGCUCCUUUCUCACGUGGAUCUUAUUGAGAAAUUGUUGAAUUAUGCUCCGCUGGAGAAGUGAUUUGAACUGGCAACCUUCAAGAACUGCAUGGACUUUGUGGGGCUGUGGCAUGGACAGAUUGAUGUUAUGUUGAUGUGCGACAACAAAUGCCGACCGCAUUGAAGACUUCUGAAACAUUCAUUUGUGCACCUAUUUGAUGAUGCAUUUUUUUUUUCUAAAUAAACCUGUUAAAUGACA
Molecule: messenger RNA, 517 nt
Organism: Toxotes jaculatrix (banded archerfish)
Lineage: Eukaryota; Metazoa; Chordata; Actinopteri; Toxotidae
Gene: polr2l
Product: RNA polymerase II, I and III subunit L
Exons: 3
Coding region: 137-340 (67 amino acids)
Biological process (GO): transcription by RNA polymerase I; transcription by RNA polymerase II; tRNA transcription by RNA polymerase III
Cellular component (GO): RNA polymerase II, core complex; RNA polymerase III complex; RNA polymerase I complex
Molecular function (GO): DNA binding; DNA-directed RNA polymerase activity; zinc ion binding
Source: RefSeq, a predicted model, not a curated record